Messenger RNA from Darwinula stevensoni, 327 nucleotides. Lineage: Eukaryota; Metazoa; Arthropoda; Ostracoda; Podocopida; Darwinulidae. The record is from the annotation of a GenBank genome assembly.
AUGUCAAACACCCUUGGCUCAUGCCAGACUGAGGAGCUGAUUCGAAUUCAUAGCAACCUAGGGGUUGAGAAGGGACGCCAGUUAAUCGAGAGCAUUGACGCUCUUGGGUCGCAUCAAGCUAAGGUGCUGAUUCGAGUUUCUGGUGAGGAGGACGAGGCAUUCACCGUCAUUACUAUGCCCCUUCGGAAACUUGAAGCAGGGCAGAGGCACGGAUUUAUUCAGAGCCUUGGUAAGAAUGAGGACGUCUCACCCGUCCAUCAUCACGCUCCUCCAUAUGCAACGCACUUCGGCCAAAUGCCCUUGAUCCUGAGCAGAGAAGCAAACUAA